This is a messenger RNA of Bombus huntii, 9391 nucleotides long. RefSeq names its product homeotic protein antennapedia-like (gene Antp). Lineage: Eukaryota; Metazoa; Arthropoda; Insecta; Hymenoptera; Apidae. Gene Ontology annotation, biological process: anterior/posterior pattern specification; negative regulation of transcription by RNA polymerase II. The record is from RefSeq and is a predicted model, not a curated record. The transcript has 3 exons. Gene Ontology annotation, molecular function: DNA-binding transcription factor activity, RNA polymerase II-specific; RNA polymerase II cis-regulatory region sequence-specific DNA binding. Bases 2095 to 3153 code for a protein of 352 amino acids. Gene Ontology annotation, cellular component: nucleus.
UGGUCCCGCCGGUCGGAGGCUGCGAAACCGAACGGCCGGAAUUCGCGGACCAGAGUGGUCGCAUCUCUCGGUUCAGAUAUACACGCGCAGCGCAAGCCCCAGGUCCGCGGUUUUCCAUGAAAAUCGAGGAACGCGCGGCCCACCCGACGCUGGCCAACGCUAUCGUACCAGCUGAAUCGCGCGUCGAUCGUCGACGGAAUAAUGCCGCCGCGAGUAUCGUUCCGUCAUCGGUGACGAACAACGAUCAUUUCGAAGCACACGCUCCACGAUCGUAUCGCGACCACGGUGUGCACGUGCGACAUGAUCGCCCGGAGAAAAAACGUCCGCUGAAUCCAGCCUAUCGCUGGUGUGUCCAAGUCUCUACAGAGGGAAGUGCGUCCAGUUAACAGAGACGAUCGUACGGCGCUCUGAGGCAGCACACGGUGAAGUCAUUGGAGGAGAGUUGACGCGGUGUGUCUACCACUUGGCGAACAGAAAAUCUUCUUUUAUCUGUCGCGACGCCGGCGGAUGUUGUUGCAUCGACAGGCUUCACGGAUCCAACCAGCUGCAUUCGCCUCAGAAUCGAACACGAAAUACGAUCGAAUGAACCAGUGGGGUUCAUGACUCGCUAAGGCAAUCGCUCGCUUAUUUUUUAUUGUUAUUCAUCGGCAGACGGCUUGGCUGUGGCUGGCACUCGCGAUACGUUAAACGUUCCACGACCGUUUACUCAGUGGGAUUUUAUGCGAAACGUUGACGCGAGUAGGUCGAGUGGUUUUUGUUAGUGUGCGGGCGUAAAGGACGCGAAGAAGAACACUGAGAAGUGACACGCGUAUUUGAGAAUACGGCACCGGUCGCGGAUUCUGUGAAACGGUGGUAGCGAACAGGCUCGUGUGAGAGAAGGGUGAUGGUGAUUGGACUCGAAUGGUCGCUUCGCGUCGUAGAGCAGAGUAAGUUUCCACGAAGGACACAUGUUUGGUGGACGGUGUCGGGUCGUUUCCACUCGAGGCCAAAUAAUUCGGUGCUGGCUGGCUCGGUGACUGUACGUGUUCACGUUCGGUCUGCCAGGACCACGACCACGAGCACGACUAGGGCCACGGGGCUGCCCGAGGAGGUGCCGGUGCGUGGAGGGAAGAACCAGCCACGACGGAGCCCAGCGCCGGGGCACGGACAACAAGGCCCCCGGUGCAGGGAAGAAGCCAGGCAGAGGGGGAAACCGGGGCCAGCGUAGCAGCAACGGCCCUGAAACUACAGGGGAACCUAGCUACCCCCUUGCACAGGGGGGAAACCAGGAGGAGACCUCGCCGACGGAGGCGACGGAAAAAGAAGCGACGGAGGUGUGGCAUAACUUCGUUAGCAGGGUGGACAGAGGAACGGAACGUGUCUGGAGCGGCUUGGCGUUUUGAACGAAGGUACCACACCGAAGAAGAACUCUGAUUACCAUCUUACCCCCCCGCCCCCCCUAGUGUACAAGUUUUAAACCUGCCCCCCUAAAGUAUUCCCCGCAGCUUGAUAACUCACGGUUCUGUAGUGCUCCAGUUUCUAGUUUUUCUUUCUAUAUCGAUGAGUCGAGUGUGAUAAACGGGCAAAGGAACGAGACAAGAGUAUUAUAGAGGGUAUACGUAAUUUGAUGAUACGCUAAGUGAUUCACGGUGAUGUUGGUGUGAUACAAAGAGUGUUGCGCGCGCGCGUGUUGUCCGAGAGUGAGCGUGAGGAGGGAGGAGAAUCGCGCCGGAGGAGGAGGUGAUACUAUAUGUAUAAAUAAUAGAAAUUUAUUCAUGUAUAUGUAAGGACGUGUGCCAGUGUGUCCGUACGCAGGUAUUCGAGUACAAAGAAAAGAAAGAAAAAAAAAAAAAGAAGAAAAAGAAAAGAAAUCCGACCACUAAAAGUGAAGAGAAGACAAAAACAAGCAUACAGUUUGCCAGUACGAAGACAGGGAAAAACGAAGAGGAAAAGAAAGAAAGAAGGAGAGGAGAGGAGAGGAGGAGUAGUAGGUGGAGAAUAAAUUGAAAACCCUGCGAAACGGUCAAAGACUAAGAAACGAAGAAGUGUGAGGACACGUAAGGGAAAAAAAAAGAUCGAGGUGGCAUUAGAAGGUGGGCCAGGUGGGACAGUAGCAUGAGUUCGUACUUCGCGAAUUCGUACAUCCCUGACCUGCGUAAUGGCGGGGUGGAACACCCGCAUCAGCAUCAGCAGCACUACGGUGCCGCCGUCCAGGUGCCCCAGCAAACGCAGUCGGUACAACAGCCAUCUCAGCAAACCGGGGAUCCAUGCGAUCCUAGUCUCCUACGUCAGGGAGUGCCUGGCCAUCACUAUGGGGCCGCUGGUAGCCAGCAAGAUAUGCCUUAUCCGAGGUUUCCUCCGUACAAUCGGAUGGACAUGCGGAACGCGACCUAUUAUCAGCAUCAACAGGAGCACGGCAGCAUGGACGGGUUGGGUGGUUACAGGUCGACGUCCCCGAGCCCCGGUAUGGGCCACAUGGGACACACACCGACCCCGAACGGACAUCCGUCCACUCCUAUUGUCUAUGCGAGUUGCAAGCUUCAAGCGGCCGCGGUCGAUCAUCAGGGUAGCGUACUCGAUGGACCGGACAGCCCGCCAUUGGUCGAGUCGCAGAUGCACCACCAAAUGCAUUCGCAACAUCCUCACAUGCAGCCGCAACAGUCACAACAUCAGCAGCAGCAGCAGCAGCAUCAACAUCUUCAGGCGCAGCAGCAGCACAUGAUGUACCAACAGCAACAGCAAACGCAGGCGGCGUCGCAACAAUCUCAGCCUGGCAUGCAUCCGCAACAACAACAGCAACCUCAGCAACACCAAGGGGUGGUCACGUCGCCGCUUAGUCAGCAACAGCAGGCCGCUCCUCAAGGUGCGGCCACUGCCAACCUACCAAGUCCGCUCUACCCGUGGAUGAGAAGUCAAUUCGAGAGGAAACGAGGCCGGCAAACGUACACCCGAUACCAAACCCUCGAGCUGGAGAAGGAGUUCCACUUCAACCGAUACCUGACCAGGCGGCGGCGCAUCGAGAUCGCGCACGCACUCUGCCUGACGGAACGGCAAAUCAAAAUCUGGUUCCAAAACAGACGGAUGAAAUGGAAGAAGGAGAACAAGACGAAGGGCGAGCCGGGCUCGGGCGACGGCGACACUGAAAUCUCGCCGCAGACAUCGCCGCAGGGUUGAGAGAUCCCCGAGGAGUGGAACUUCCAAAGAGGUCUCAUCUCUCUCAGGGUCGUUAAUACCUUGUUUCCAGCACUACCUCCUCCCCCUACACAUACAUACACAUAUAAACACAUCUGCCCCUGCCAGCCCCGUCAGACCCCAUGCUAGCCCCCCGCCCCCGCCCCCAAUGCAAGCAUCUCCAAAUAUCAAAGCCCCCAAAACACCCACACGCCCAGCCCACCCCAAGCCAAGCCAAGCCAAGCCAAGCCAACCCAACCCAACCCAACCCAACCCACCAUCACCCCACUCAUACAGCAAUGACGCUUAUUUUGUCGUGUUAAUCAAGUUGCUCGUACCAAAAAAGGAGAGGACAACGUAAGAGGGAUAAACGGGAUAGUAGAGACGAUCGUGGAAGAGAAAUGGACGUUGCCGACAGUGUGGAUAGAAGUGAAGACGUGAACGGAACGAUGACAAAGGGAUGAAAGGAUAAGGAGCGAGAUUGCGCGCGCGCGAGAGACAGAGAGAGAGAGGGAGAGGGUAGGAGAAGAGGAAGAGGGAAGGGAAUGCGAGAGAUAAGACGAGGAGGUUCGAGUGGAAGAAGGAGCAGGUAGGGACAUGGAACCGAGCGAAAGGAAGGAAAAGGAAAGGAAAGGGAAGAACCGGACACACGAACGAGUCGGAUGAAGAUUUAUAGGGACGCGCGAUCUUCUAAUAAUCACGUGGUGGAAUGUCGAAGAAAACGGUGAAGAGGCAGAGGAAUUGGAUCGGAUCGGAGGAAAACUGGAUCACAUGCUAAUCAGAACCGCGUUAACCUCUAUUACAUUUAAUCGAAUGUAAUUGUACUAAAGCCUAUAAUGCUAGAGAUAAUUUGGCAGAGAAAGAACGACAGAGAGAGAGAGAGAGAGAGAGAGAGAAUGUGCAUGUGUGUAUGUGUGGAAAAAAGAGCGAGAAUGAGCGAGAAAGGAGAGGAACAAAUAUACGUACUUUAAAACGCGAGUGUCAUGAAAGUUGCGAAUCGGUCCUUGUAAUUGUAUAGUAGAGUAUGAAUGAGCGCCUGUGAAAACGUCUAAAGUGAUAUAUAUAUAUAUAUAUAUAUAUAUAUAUAUAUAUAUAUAUAUAUAUAUAUAUAUAUAUAUAUAUAUAUAUAUAUAUAUAUAUAUAUAUAUAUAUAUAUAUAUAUAUAUACAUAUAAAUAUAUAUAAUAUAUAUAAAAAAAAAAGCAAAGAGAGCGAAAACGCGUGGUAUGGAAAUUUUAGCGAGCGAAUGAGAAUGACGAGCGAGCGAGCGAUGGUUUCAUGGAUUAAACGUUGUAUUCGCGUGGAAAAGAAAUUAUCCGUUAGGAAAACGUUUUAUUAUUUAUUCUCUUACACGUCGUACACGCGUAGAGUUCGUAGUGCGAUUAGGUGGUAAAAUGAAAGAAAACUAGCGGAAAAAGUGGACGGUCGUCCAGUCGUGUCUCUAUUUAGCGAGUAGAUGAACGGUUUAGUGUUCUUUAGAAGAUCGUUUAGAUAGGUUUUUCUCUAUAAUACCGCGGUGGCUCAGCGAGGGUUAUUUAGUAAUCGCGAACGUGCCAAGUGUGAUCUUCGAAUGUGUGUUUCUCCAGUGCCGGCAGGAUUCGAUAUGGAAAUGCGGAGAUGAAGAGAGCACGGAAUGCGGAGGAAGUUCCGGUAGAACGGCUGCACACUUAACGUUAUCUCUGGUUAGAGAACGAGGUUGCGAAUGGACUGAACAGAGAGGAUGGAGCGAAGGGAAAACAUCGAUGCGAUAUUCGAUUACGUUGUCGUGAAGCCAGUGUCGUGAAAUACCAGUGUGUGCUUGUAACGCAAUCCGUUAAAUUCCAGUGAUAUUACGGUGGUGAUCGAUCGAUUUGCCAGUAGUCUUGGCCAAUCGCGAAUACGUCGAACGAAACGGGGGAUCCUUUUCUGCGGAAAGUGUGCUGAUCGAAUGAAUGAAAACAGUGCUGUUAGGAGUGCGGUGGCCUCCGCCGGAGCAGACAGAAUCGAAUCGACUUGACAUUUCUUCAUCAGUGUGGUCGUAAGGUCAGUUAAAACAUUCUAUGCUUACUUGCACUUUCGUGUAUGUAUGUUUUUGUCUCAUCAUUGUUCCAAUCUUCUCCUCUUUAAGUAUUCCGUCAUUUUCUUCCAACUGUUUAUUUACAAUUAUUAUCUCGAGUUUAUUCUUUCGAUCGUAUACUGCUUGAAGAACAUGUCAAAAUGAAGAACCAUCUUUGUUUAUUCUCGUCGGGUGCGUAGCUAAAAGAUUACGGGUAAUAUAUCGCUGUGUAUUAUAAUUAUACAUUUUUUUUUUUCGCAAGCAAAAAUACCGCGGCUACUUGAGUAAAAAGGUGUUUCCCAACAGUCCGGACCGAUUGUGUCAACAGACAAAUUAGCUUUCUUGUUAUAAAUAUACUUUUUGCUACUUUUCUUAUGUCCAAGAUACAAACUGCAUUUCGAUUUAGAGGAGAGAUUUAUAAUGUUUACUGUUCGAAUAUAUUACAGUAUACUUAAGAAAAUCGCGCAUUUUGUUGCAAACACCUUUCAUCAACGUAGAUGACGCGUCCAAGUAUUUAAAAAAAAAAAAAAAAAAAACGUUUUGCGUAUUUACGCAACAGUAUUUGCGUUCGCCUUGUAAAUAUUCGAAGCAACGGUGAAAAAAUGUAACUCUUAUCAGAUAGAUCCUCGAUAGAACCAAAAUUCGAGGGAUCUUCAGGGGCGAGUGACCAUUAAAAAUUUACUACUGCUCCGCGAGAUACGAGGCCAAGUUACCAAGUGAUGUAAUUCGUAACAUAUUUUUGGAAUAGGAUGCUUUCGGCAUGAAACCGCUUGGCACCUUAACAGCGAUUCUAGGAAGCAGAGCUGUCGAUCGAAAACGCUAUCCUGAUCCGCUCAUAGUUCAAAGCAUCCAUCUCUCUUUCGAGUAAAAAAGAUAUUCAAAAAGAGUAGAAAUGAAAAUUCAACAGCAUCUUCGUAGUUUCUUCGAAAGGCCGUACUGUUCCAGUUUAUUAUAUGUUCAAUCAAAAUUUUUAUUCGUGCAUAUCUGAAGAAAUUAUUGCCCUGAAACAAAGAUACAAAAUCAAAAUGGCUUCUUCAUUUAUUUGCAAGCAAGUAAAAAGAUUUUCAAAUGAAAUUUAGCAGAUUUUAUCCUUUUAGUAUUGUUAUUAAUGCACGGUCACUAGUCACAUGUUUGAACGCAUGUCCACUGUGGCCCUGGUUUUCUUUCCUUGCAUGUUUGUUGAAAUGUAAAACGAAGUCUAUUCAAAUGUUCGCGCCCAUAGAAACUGCGUUAAGUGUGCCAAGCAGUGGCCAAACGCACCAUCUGUCCGGGCCGGUCGAUAAAAAUGCUUGCGAUCGAUGACGGAUCGAUAACGCCGGAUCGUGACCUGGCCGAUGACAUCAUCGUGUCUAUCUAUCGGGCCGAGGACACGUCGGAGAACUCUGCCGCGGCGAAUUCUUGUGCUGUGUUGUAAAACUUAGAUCGACAUAAUUUAGUUUAUACCUUGUAUACACGCAAUUUAAUGAUAUACGUAAUAAACGAUAAUUAACGAAUACGUAAUAAUGUAUAAACGAUGACGACGAUGAAAAGGCGGUAUUUAAAUGAAAUGGACAAAAACAGAAAACGAUAAAAAAAGAGAGGGGGAAGGUAAAGAAGAAUAUAAAUGUACAUAGGAGGAAAUAAUCUGGGGAUUUCGCGAAAUCUCGUUUACAUGUAGAUCGCACGGGUUCGAAGAAUGUUCCCGUGGGACGCGAAACGAUGUCCCGCGAACUUUCUUCCGGCCCGUCCUCGCAUUAAUGGGCAAAAAUAAAAAGGAGAAACGAUGAUCAUGAAAAAGAAAAAAAUGGAAAAAAAUCGGAGAUAUAUGAAACUGAUAUACGUAAUACAUGGUCCAGCUCGCGCACGCGCAUCGAUUGGGCACCGGCCGGCCUUUCUUUCUCGAGAGAUUUAUUUAUAUAUAACUUUUUGUCCUUGAGGAGCAACGAACUGUGAAAAACGGAAGAUCGUCGACGAUCGCUCGCUGUCUUUUGCGGACAGUUGUUCUUUUUUCGGGGGGAAGCGUCGAAACCCGUAUGUUUACGGUCAGAGGUCGUGAUUCUAAAUUGCUCGGGCAAAUUGGCGUCAAUUAAGCUCGAUAGCCCGUUGAGGGCCUCCGCGUCGUUGUCGGUAUAUGGGUUUUCGUGAAAGUUUUAACGAAAGAGGAACACCGGCGAUAAAUAACAAAUCUUUGAUUCUUGUUCCGAUCUACUUACCUCGGAUUAUUGGCAUAUCGUUUUUACCUUUAUGUCAUUUCAUUGUUCGAUUAUAUCCAGGUCAGGUAGUCGUAUAAUUUUGCGGGUUAGGAUAGGAUUAUCUUUGUUUUAACGUUUACAUCGAAAGUUAUUUAUAAAAAGAUACUUAUAUAUACUUUUUGUAUUAUAUUUGUUAUUGCGUUUAACGCAAACUGUCACGCUUCGUUUGUUUAAUCAUUAAAUAUUUCCAAAACAUGUAUUUAUAGCAUAUGUACAUCCAACUGUCAACCAUGAAUAUUUUUGUUUCGCCGUCUUCUCACCAGUAGCUCUGUCUGUCGAUCGACAUCGAUAUCGAUUAGUUGUUCUUUGUCAUUCGAUUCAGUUUUCGACUCGCACGUCACGUUGGUUAGCAAAUUUUUUCCCUUUCUUGUCGAAAAAUAAACUGUCUCCUUCUGUGUUGUUGAUCACAAUGUUUGCGAUAAAUCGAUUGAUCUUAUACGAUUGGGAUAUUGUUUUUGCGCGUUUCGCGGUAGAUAAGUGAGACAUGUGUUAAUUCUGACUGCAUUAAUCAGUGAUACCAUCUAUGUAGGCCAGGUAAUGGCCGACAUUGAAGCGUAGGGUGCGGCUUUCGAGACAAAGGAGGUAUUUAUUACUCUUGCAUCAUAGUAUCAACUGUUACGACACGGUGGUCAACAGUGCAGGCGAAAUUUCACGCAUAAAUGCCUGCUUGACAAACCGUUUUCGCAGGGGCUUCUCGCCGGGCACUACAUAGGUUAGCUACAUUAAUUCUCGUUGAAUGUUUAGUUGAUUGGCAAAAACACGUUCACAUUGUUGUGUCUCAAUUCAUGGCAGAGCAUAUGUUCAUAGCAGUAGGUCAAAUCAAUCGAUCAGAAAUUUUCUUAUUACCGUUCUUGCUUAUUCAAGGUCCUGCUGGGUGUGUAGGAACAAGAAAAAUUUGUUUGGUCUUUAUUGGUAAAUUUAUCACCGGUAUUUCUCUUGCCAACGAUCAUUCGUGACACGUGGAAAAACAGAAUUGUGCAAUAAUUACGCGUCACCGUUUAACGCACGCGUUACUCAGAGUUCUAUAUUUAUUUAAUCACCCGUCGUUUAGGUAAAAUGCAAUUUUGGACGAAAGGGAUAAACACAAAGAUUUUUCUAAAAAGAAAAAAAAAAAAGAAAAUCAGUGGACGUUAUGAAGUUUGUUACAUGCCGCGAGCGAUCGCCGUGAACGCCAGUUUAGCUUAAAGUGAAAAUUUUGUAUCCAUCGGAUAGCGAACACACACUACUACUUAUAUAGAGUAAAUAUAUAUGUAUAAAUGCGGCAAAAAAAGAGAGCUAAGGCGGAAAAGUGAAUUCCUAGCGUUAACUGGAAUGUGUAAAAUGCAAAUUAUAUAUUUUAUCUUUACUCUUAUAUAGUCGCGUAAAAAUUAAACAGAUAUACGUAAUUUAAACAAGAGUGAAAAAGAAAGAAAGAGAAGAAAGAUGCGAGAGUACCGUGAUUGUGUGUAGAGGUAAAGCGAAGAGGCAAGAGGAUUAAGUGGAAGGGAGUGAAGUUAGGAGGAAGAGAAAAAUAACGAUAGCAACAUGUGCGUACGUACGAAGUGAGUCACUAAGCUAGCGCUUAAUCGAUAAGGUUAACGUCUAAAGCCUAAGUCUUAAGAUGAUAAUUAAAUAGAAUUAAGGAAACGGGCAUAUCGGUUGCAGCGGGCGGGGGCGAUGGUCAUGGAAAAAACGAAAGAAACAUCUGGUCGAGAAAGUACUUUCGGUCGCCGUUCUAUGUACCAUGGGCAAUGCGCAAUUAAGUAACUAGCGUGGGGUUUGCGAUCGUGUAUAUAGUCAGUGUCUAUUUGGGGAGCUCGCAGACACCACCUAUCGGAUAAAGGAUUUAAAACGCUUGACAAGAAAUAAGCAGCUUUUGGUAUCCUCCAUAUUAAUGUAGUAGUACCGCGUAAUAUUUAUUGUUACCAUAUUGCGUGUAGCAAAAUGGAUUUUCUUUUGUUUCCAAUAAUCGCCCAAUAAAUAUUUUUUACUACAUA